This is a messenger RNA of Laetiporus sulphureus 93-53, 447 nucleotides long. RefSeq lists its product as uncharacterized. The record is from RefSeq and is a predicted model, not a curated record. NCBI's taxonomy places the organism in Eukaryota, Fungi, Basidiomycota, Agaricomycetes, Polyporales, Laetiporaceae. The annotation marks the transcript as partial. The transcript is spliced from 2 exons.
AUUCGGCCGUUACAGCUCGCCCAGAACAAGUGUUUACGCUGGUUCUUGGGGGCAUUUCGCACUUCGCCCGUGGAUGCGAUGCACCACCUGGGCAGUAUCUUGCCCAUGCGCUGGCAACUGAAUCGUAUCUGCGAUCGUGCCGCCGUCCGCUUACACACACUCCCUUCUACCUCACAGGUACUCGCCAGGAUGCCUCAUCCUUGGCCCAUCACUGCGGUCCCCGAGCCAGCGGGCGCAGGUGCGUGCGUGUUUCUGGCCGGAACUCUUCUGCUCGAGCGAUCCUGGGGCCUUGGACGUCAGUCUGAGGUGUUCGACGCUGAGAUGUUCGCCCUCGCCGCGGCGGCGGAGAAUGUCUCACGUCUGCUUCGUACCCGGCCACACGUAACUUGUGUGGUCUUUGCCUCGGAUAAUCGCGCAGCGGUGGAGUCGAUUCUCGAUCUCCACCCU